AUGGAAGAAAAACAACCAAAAGAAGUAAUUUUAGAAGUAUUAUGUGAUACAUUAUCUCCAUUAAAUAAACAAGAAGCUUUAGAUUUGAUUGAUAAUGAUGUAUUUAAAGAAGUAUCUGAAGAAAAAAAGAAUAAAAUAAAAAAUAAAAUCAAUGGUGUGAUGGAAGUUAUUAAAACACCCAUUGAUUAUGCUAUUGAAAGAAUUGAAAAGGUACAAGUUGAAGAUCAAAUUGAGGCAAUGAAAAAAGAAAUAUUAAACAUUAAUAGAGAGUAUUUAAGCAAACUUAAAAUUUAUUGUAUUGACACUGUUAUGAAAACAAAUAUAAAUGAGUUAAACACAUUCAUUGAAUGGGUGUUAAAAACUACUUGUGAUGAAGAAUGUUAUUUGAAGAUAAUUCAUUACUUUAUUUCUCAAGAAGAAAUUGAAAAAGCUAAAAAAGUAUUUGAUGAGGCAUUAGUUCAUGAAAACCUUGCUUAUCACUCAAUGAAUUUAUGGCUUGAAUAUUUAUUAUUAUGUAGAAAUUCAAAUGACUUCAAACUUUCUCAAAAAAUAAAAUCACGUAUGAAUGCAAGUUAUUCUAAUCCAUCCGAAGUAGAAUUAGCAUUUGAAGAAAGAAUAAAUAAUAAUUGA
Messenger RNA from Entamoeba histolytica HM-1:IMSS, 630 nucleotides. RefSeq lists its product as uncharacterized. NCBI's taxonomy places the organism in Eukaryota, Evosea, Mastigamoebida, Endamoebidae. The record is from RefSeq and is a predicted model, not a curated record. Gene Ontology annotation, molecular function: protein binding. The transcript has a single exon. Bases 1 to 630 code for a protein of 209 amino acids.